UUUUGACAAAAUUGUUAGUUCAAACCUCAAACCAGAAACAAACCCACAAGUCUAGGCCUCUACCCUUCUCCACAACGAUCAUGAUCAGAAAGACACCCAUAAAACUCAUCUUCUCAUGUCUCUCCGUCCUUGCUUACUCCUCCACAUGCAGUACUACUACUUCUCAUUCUUCUGGUGCGGUUAAGGAAAGAGCUGGGAUCAAAGGAUUUUUCAUUUUUGGAAGUUCUCUGGUUGAUAAUGGCAACAAUAACUACCUCCAGAACUCAAUCGCCAAGGCUGACUACUUGCCAUAUGGAAUAGACUUCCCUCUUGGGCCAACAGGAAGGUUUACAAAUGGAAAGAAUGUGGUAGACCUUCUAGGUGACCACCUUAAGCUGCCUUCAUUCAUUCCUGUAUUUACUGACCCCUCUACUAAGGGAAGUAAAAUUGUUCACGGUGUAAAUUAUGCUUCUGCUUCCUCCGGUAUUCUUGAUGAUACAGGCUCGCUUGCGGGGCAGGUGAUCAAUCUGAAUCAACAAAUCAGGAACUUUGAGAAGGUGACCUUGCCAGAAUUGGAAGCUCAAGUGGGGUGCACAAGUGGAGUGGUGCUUCCCAAUUACUUGUUCAUUGUGGGAACUGGGGGAAACGAUUACUCAUUCAACUACUUCCUGAGAAAAUCCAAGAGUAAUGUCAGUCUUCAAGCCUUCACUGCCAAUCUGACUGCAUCACUGUCUCAGCAAUUAAAGAAGUUGUACAAUUUGGGGGCCCGGAAGUUUGUGUUGAUGUCCGUAAACCCAAUCGGCUGCAGUCCUAUGGCUAUGGCCAUGGUAAUGACAAACCGUCGAACUCGUAGUAAUGGCUGCGUACAAGGUGUGAACCGGGCGGCUCACCUCUUCAAUACUUACUUGAAGUCCCUCGUAGAUGACAGCAAGCAACUCAUGCCUGGUUCUACUUUUGUUUUCGUAAACUCUUACAAGAUUAUCAGGGAUAUUAUCAAAAACCCCAUUUCUAAAGGUUUCAAGGACACGAGCCGCCCUUGUUGUGAAGUGGCAUCAUUGAGCGAAGGUGGGAAUGGUGUAUUAUGCAAAAGAGGUGGGAAAGCUUGUGCAGAGAGGAGCAGUCAUGUGUUCUUUGAUGGACUACAUCCAACUGAAGCUGUUAAUAUUCAGAUAGCAAGCAAGGCCUAUGAAUCUGACCUCAAAACCGAAGUCUACCCAACUAACAUAAAAAGUCUAGCCAAAUCUUUUGUUUCUAAUUGAUGUACGUGUUGGUUCAUCGCGUGCUAAAUAAUCGAACUUAAAGCUUGAAUGUUUUUCUCAUGUACUACUCCAGGAUAUGUAUGGCUACUGAUUUUGUGGUUUUCUUAGGAGGUUUGGGAAUGUUUAUGUUUCUUUUCCUUCUGCCGGCCAUUCUCUUUCCAAACUUCAGGAAUUAGAAACUUUUUUAUGAACUUAUGAUGUUACUUUGC
This is a messenger RNA of Juglans regia (Persian walnut), 1447 nucleotides long. Its product is annotated as GDSL esterase/lipase At1g29670-like. Lineage: Eukaryota; Viridiplantae; Streptophyta; Magnoliopsida; Fagales; Juglandaceae. The coding region runs from base 81 to 1238 and encodes 385 amino acids. The transcript is spliced from 4 exons. The record is from RefSeq and is a predicted model, not a curated record. Gene Ontology annotation, molecular function: hydrolase activity, acting on ester bonds.